UUUGUUAAAGAUUUAAGGACUGACUGCACAGAAAAAGAGAGAGAAAGAGAGAGAAGCCAAAGCCAUCAAGAAAAAGUGGAGAGAAAGCAAAAGAGCGAUGACGAAGCUAACAAACUAAGAACCUCCCCUCCUUCCUCCAGCUGAGUAUCGAUGACUGCACUUUGUUGAAUUUCUCGUCCUCUUAGGUUUUUUCAACUAUGGCGGAUCUGUACGGGACAGCUCCAGACUCCGAAGAAAUCUCGAACAUUCUCAGCCAACUCCUCCACGGCCACGGCUCCUCCGCUUCCUCUUCCUCGUCUUGCAUGCCCUUUAAGCCCACUUACACGCAUCUACUGCAUUCCUCAGUGGCGCCGCACCACGUUACGACGUCGUCCGAGGUCUUGAUUUCGGAGACUAGGCACGAAGAUUAUCACCGGUUCGCCCGAUCGGAGGACCGGCGAGUCGUGGACGGGAACUCCGCUGCUGCGGUUGUCGAGUCUUCAUCCGGUUUCGAUUUCACCGAUUCCGGUGGCUAUUUCCAGGCAGAGGUAAAAGAAGGUAUGGAGUCUGAUGCGAACACGUCCUUGAAGGGGAGGAGGAUUUCGUCUGAGAAUGAUCUCGGUGACUUUAGCUAUGAUAGUGAGAAGGGUCACGACCGGUCAGAGGUGCCGUUGAACCCAGUUCCGCCACGUAGUUUAUCCAAGAGGAGCAGAGCUGCAGAGGUCCAUAAUAUGUCGGAAAAGAGAAGGAGGAGUAGGAUCAAUGAGAAAAUGAAAGCCUUGCAGAACCUGAUUCCAAAUUCGAACAAGACGGAUAAGGCUUCAAUGCUGGAUGAAGCAAUUGAAUAUUUGAAGCAGCUCCAACUUCAAGUACAGAUGUUAACAAUGAAAAAUGGAUUGAGCUUGCAUCCAAUGUGCUUACCAGGAGUCAUGCAGCCUAUGCAGUUGCCUCAUAUGGGAUUAGGCCUUGAAGAAGGAAGUAAUAAAUUUCCAAAAUCUAGCAGAGGAAUAAGUCCAUUUUAUGAGAAUGAAGAGAAUCCGAUGCAAUCUGCGUUUAAUAUUUCCCCUGGAUGCGCAAUCUCAAACCAGCCAAUGGUCUUACCUUCAGUUGCAAAUGUCCCCACUUCGGAAGCCACAUUUGGGUUUGAACCAUCGAUUCAAGCUCUCUACAGGCCCUUCAGUGUCCCCUCAUCUUCUAAGGAACUCUUCAGAGACGGUGAACCACGAGCAAAAUUAGAUACCAGCGAGACUGGGAAGAACUCUUCAUCACAUGUCGACAUAUUGUCCACAAAGCGGCCGGAUGUAUGACAUUGCGGCCUGUUUUCAUACAGUUCUUUUCUUCAACCAAGAAACAACCAUGGUCCUUCAAACUGCUGACUUUUUCAAACUUGAUCAGGUUACAUAUUUCAUAUUUUUCUAGUGUAACAGAUCGACACAAUUGUGGGAUUUGUACUGUUGAUUCUUCUUAACUUGUAUAAAAAUACUCACCAGUCUUGGUAUUUGCCAUUUAU
Molecule: messenger RNA, 1489 nt
Organism: Prunus mume (Japanese apricot)
Lineage: Eukaryota; Viridiplantae; Streptophyta; Magnoliopsida; Rosales; Rosaceae
Product: transcription factor SPATULA-like
Cellular component (GO): nucleus
Molecular function (GO): protein dimerization activity
Source: RefSeq, a predicted model, not a curated record